Molecule: messenger RNA, 2499 nt
Organism: Coniosporium apollinis CBS 100218
Lineage: Eukaryota; Fungi; Ascomycota; Dothideomycetes
Exons: 2
Coding region: 1-2499 (832 amino acids)
Biological process (GO): activation of GTPase activity
Molecular function (GO): GTPase activator activity
Source: RefSeq, a predicted model, not a curated record
AUGACCUCGAACUCAGCAGAAACCGCAGUUCUUUUCGACAAGCCUCAUAUUUACUCCAUUGAUAUUACCGAAGGCCAGCUGCACGAUGUUUGCGAUCCGGAUCACCAUGUCCACUACGAGGAGUUCUUUGUGAACAAUCCCACGGACAAAGCCUGUGGUAAACACUUCCUUCUAACCACAACCGCACACAUCGAGACGCCGAUUACUCCCCCUCAGACUCCGCCUCGAGCGCGAGGACCCCGUGUGCGGCCUCUUAUAAACACGACAGCCCUGCCCCGGAUCGACACAAUGCUCGACACCGCUCCUGAUUCUCCGCCAGACCUCACCAACUCCAAAUCCUCCAAAUCGUCUUCGUUCCAUUCCUCUAGCCUCGAUGACGUUGCUGGAUUCAAUGGUGUGCCGGACUUCGAAGAUAUAUCCUUAGAUGAGCUCCGCAUACUACCGAGCCAGUCUUCGCCGAAGCGGCCUCUCGCACGCACAUCCAUUACAUCGACCAGCAGCAGCCGGAGCAGCGGACAAGGCCUGUCUUCUUUCAGAGACCUUACGAACUCGAAGCCGCGGUACCCGAGCCUAAGGACGCAAGUCAAUGGCGCAGUGAGGCAGCAGGCAUGUCUCGACCCGCCCAACCGAACGAUGCGGCGGGGCUCUGCAAGCCCGUCAAGGCCUGCUCAGGGAAUGCGGAGCGCGCCGGCCCCUCGAUCGAGGUCCAAUUCCCCCUCGGGACCCUCUCAACACAAACUCCCGCCAUCGCCAUGCUCGUUGCGAUCGAACUCAUGUAGCGGAAGCUCCCCUACAGGGAUGCCCCUAGGGCGCAGACAGUCGUGGCAACCUGGACGGAAGACUGUAAAGGAGCUGGAGGACGAAUACCACGACUCGGAUGAAGAAGUGCCAGAAGAUGCCAUUAUGUGGAACGUCCCAGUGUCACCACGGCCACCGCACGAACGAUCAACACCUCCUACCCCUGCCCUACAGACUCCACGGGUGUCAUCUAGUCGAGAGAGAGGUCAAGGGCCGGUCAAGCACCACCAAUCAAUGCCUGGCGUGCUUCCUAUCAACGCAAGAUCAUCAUCCGGACCGUCUCACUUCCCCACACGACCUCCGCUACCGGUCAGUGCUUCAGAGGGCGCCGUCACUGACGGUUAUCAUCCGUACAGGCCGCGUACCAAGUCCUGGACAGCUGCUGUUUAUGACCUCUCGCCAGAAGCCCGGAGCCUAACCGAGGCCCUAGAGGCAUACGCCGAGCAAACCGAGCACCAGCACGAAGAGAGGAUCCAGAAUGGGGUUCCAACAGCCCGCCAAUCCCACGACAAGCUCCGGAGCACAUCCUCCCUAGUCGAGCUCCCCCCUUUACAAAAAGGCAACAUAAUGAUCGACCCCCUCCCCAUCAGCAAAGAAAAAGCCGCCGUCCUCACACGCACCCGGCCCUCCUGGCUCCCGCCCAAAGACCCCAAAGAAGAGGCCAAGCACCUGAAGGAGUACCAGCGCAUGAUGGCCCACUCCCUCGAAGCCGAGAAACGCCACAAAGCGAAGAUAGCUGAGGCCAAGGCCGCCCACGACGACACAGCCACAGCCCUCUCCCGCAUCUGGGACCAGCACGUCCUGCCCAACUGGGCCGCCGUGCUGCACGAGCCCCGCACACGCGAGCUGUGGUGGCGAGGCAUCGCGCCGCGCAGCCGAGGGGUCGUCUGGAGCCGUGCCAUCGGGAACGAACUCGGCGUCACGGCAGACUCUUAUACCGCUGCUUUGGGCCGCGCACGUGCGGUGGGGGAACAGCUAGCCGGCCCGAGGGAGGAGGAGGAGGAACGCAACGCCCGCCGCGAACGCAAGUGGUUUGCGGACAUCGAUAGGGACGUUGGCACGACCUUUCCGGCGCUCAAUAUCUUCCAACCGACUGGUCCGCUGCAUCAACCGCUGCUUGAGCUGCUGAAGGCGUAUGCGAUGUACAACCCCGACAUCGGCUACGUACAUGGCACGCACCUCGUCGCGGCGCUCCUGCUCCUCAACCUCCCCGCGGGCGCACCAUCCUUCGUCGCGCUAGCGAACCUGCUCAAUCGGGCUGUGCCAGCUGCCUUUCUCGGCGGAGACGAGGGCGCGCAAGCAAGGGUUUACGACUUGCUGGCCGGGAUGGUGCGAUACAAACUGCCCCGCCUAUCCCGCCAUCUUUUCGGCGAGGAAGGACGGCGGGAAGGGGAGAGAGGAGGGAUCGGCCUCCAGAUGCGCGAGUGGCUGGAUCCGCUGCUCAGCGGGCUGUUUUGUGCCGAGCUGGGCGUCGAGAUCGCCAGUCGGGUCUGGGAUGUCUAUGUUUUUGAAGGCGAUAGGGCACUUGUGCGGGCGGUGGUGGGGAUGUUGAGUGUGCUGGAGGGGAGGUUGUAUGGGUCUAAAGAGGAGGUGCUGCGGGUGCUGAGGGGGACGCGGGAUGUGGGUACUGCGGAUGAGUUUAUGGCGGGGAUGAGGAGCGCGGGGAAGGUUGAGGUUGAGGGUGAAGGGACAAGGCGAUGA